AUGCAUGAAGGAGAAAAGAUAAUGCCUUUCACCUGCAAGGGGACACCUUUCAUUCUCAUCAGCAUUCUUUCUGUGGACUGGGAAUUAACAAGAGAAAAUAAGUUUUAUAUCCGGGCAUAUCGUUUUCUUAGGGGAAUGUUUUUUGCUGUAAAGGAAAUUAAUCAAACCCCCGAAUUAUUACCCAAUGUCACACUGGGAUUCCACAUUUUUGAUACUUGCUUCUCUGAAACACGAGCACUGCAGGCUGGUAUGUGGCUAUCAUCAGGGCAGGAUGACUCCAUUCCAAACUAUCGCUGUCUGUCUCGGUCAGUGAUCCCUGCAAUCAUUGGAGAUGGACCUCCAGCUUGUUCACUUCCUGUUGCUAGAGUACUUGGUCUCUAUAAAUUCCCACAGAUCAGCCAUGGUUCAACUCUCCCUACAGUCAGUGACAAAGCACAAGUUCCUUCAUUUCUUGCAGUUGUCCCAAACAGUAAGUAUCAGUCUAUUGGAAUUGCCCGAAUGCUAAUUCAUUUUGGCUGGAGAUGGAUUGGAAUUGUUGCCUCUGAUAAUGACUAUGGCAUUGAAGGAAGUCUGGAUCUUAAACAGGAGUUUCUCAGUGCAGGGGGGUGUGUGGCUUUUCUUGAUAUUAUUCCCAUUCACAAUUCCAUGGAGCAGAUGAAGAAAACUGCAGAGAUUAUUAAAAAGUCCACAGCAACUGUGGUUGUGUUAUUUUUGACAACAGAGAAAAUCGGUCCUUUGAUAGAGGAGUUAUUCUUAUUAAAUGUUUCUGGAAAAGUAUGGAUUGCAACAGUUUCUUGGCCCAAUAGUGAAGAUUUUUACAGCACUACGGUUCAAAUAAUUGCUAAUGGCACACUAGCAUUUAUAUAUCACAGGGGCCAAAUUAAUGGACUAAAAGAAUUCCUUCAUAACAUUCAUCCACUAACUUCACCAAAUGACAUUUUUAUUACUUCUCUAUGGGAGAAGCUUUUUCAUUAUGUAAAGAAUGUACACUUUAAAAAUCGAGCUGGAGAUGACAUAUUUUUCAAUGAACAUGGUGAAGGACGUGCUAGAUAUGAUAUUGUAAACUGGCAAGUACUGCCAAAUGGGACGGUCAAAAAUCCUAAAGUUGGCAUUUAUGAGUCUCGCACACCGGGCCAUCAUGAAGUUUCUAUAGAUGAAAAUGCCAUUUUCUGGAAUACCAUGCACUCAGAGGUACCCAAGUCUGUCUGUAGUGAGAGUUGCCCAAUGGGACAUAGAAAAGUUGCUCGUCAAGGGGAGCCAAUAUGUUGCUAUGACUGUGCCCCUUGUUCUAAAGGAGAGAUCUCUAAUCAAACUGAUUCCAUAGAGUGCUAUAUGUGCCAUGAAAUGUACUGGUCUGAUGGGAAACAUGAGAAAUGCAUUCCCAAAACCAUCGAGUUCCUGUCUUAUGAAGAAAUACUUGGCAUUGUAUUGUGUACUAUUUCACUGUUGACUUGGCUGCUCUCUGGUUUUGUACUCUGUGUUUUUAUUAGGUAUCGUGAUACCCCUAUUGUGAAAGCAAACAAUCGUGAACUCAGCUACCUUAUCCUUGUGUCUCUCAUGCUUUGUUCACUUUGUUCUUUGAUAUUUAUUGGCCAUCCAGAGAAAACAACAUGCAUGUUAAGGCAAACUGCUUUUGGUUUAAUAUUUUCUUUCAGUGUUUCUUGCAUUCUGUCCAAAACCAUAACUGUUGUCAUUGCUUUUAAUGCUACAAAACCUAACAGCAGGUUACGUAACUGGGUUGGGAAAAAAAUCUCUAACUCCAUAGUAAUUUUGGGGUCCCUCAUUCAGCUGGCCAUAUGCAUAGCAUGGCUUUUGAUCUCUCCUCCUUUUCCAAAACAAAACUUUGAAGCUGAAGGUGGAAAAAUAAUUAUAGAAUGUGAUGAAGGCUCACCCACUGCUUUCUGGUGUAUGCUCGGGUACAUGGGGGUGCUGUCCACAGUGAGCUUUAUAGUAGCUUUCUUGGCAAGAUCAUUACCAGAUAGCUUCAAUGAGGCCAAGUUUAUUGCCUUCAGCAUGCUUGUGUUUGUCAGUGUGUGGCUUUCCUUCAUCCCUGCAUUCCUCAGUACUAAAGGGAAGUACAUGGUGGCUGUGGAAAUAUUUGCCAUGCUGUCCUCCACUGCUGGAAUGCUAAGCUGCAUAUUUUUCCCCAAAUGUUAUGUCAUAUUACUGAUGCCUGAAUUAAAUACCAGAGAACAAUUAAUGGGUAAAAAUAUUAAUAAAAAAUAA
Molecule: messenger RNA, 2226 nt
Organism: Protopterus annectens (West African lungfish)
Lineage: Eukaryota; Metazoa; Chordata; Ceratodontiformes; Protopteridae
Product: vomeronasal type-2 receptor 26-like
Exons: 6
Coding region: 1-2226 (741 amino acids)
Biological process (GO): G protein-coupled receptor signaling pathway
Cellular component (GO): membrane
Molecular function (GO): G protein-coupled receptor activity
Source: RefSeq, a predicted model, not a curated record